This is a messenger RNA of Drosophila virilis, 1789 nucleotides long. RefSeq names its product Ferritin 1 heavy chain homologue (gene Fer1HCH). Gene Ontology annotation, cellular component: cytoplasm. Gene Ontology annotation, biological process: intracellular iron ion homeostasis; iron ion transport. Gene Ontology annotation, molecular function: ferric iron binding; ferrous iron binding. The record is from RefSeq and is a predicted model, not a curated record. NCBI's taxonomy places the organism in Eukaryota, Metazoa, Arthropoda, Insecta, Diptera, Drosophilidae.
GCAUUCACAUAGCGAAGGCGCGUUAAGCAGAAGAAUUACGAAACGUUCAAGUACGUGAAAAGAUUCAAUUUGUCAGGGUAUACUUUCAUAAAUCAGUAUCGUAAGGUACCGGAAGAACCGAAUAAUCCAAUAAGUCCAAUUUGAUAGAAAGAGCAAGCUUCGCCUUCUAUGCCAGUGUGUGUAAAGGCAGCUUUGAUAGACAAUUGAGACGAGAUAAAAGAUCGACUCGAAAGUUCUCUAUUUAACAUUGGCAGCACAACCGAAACGGUUCAUUUUCAUUUGUGCAUUUAGGCUGAGCACAUAAAUUGAUUGCAUUGAUUAAUUAACUGAAAGUGAUAUAUUUGUUCUGUGAUUUUGUGUAAAGACAUCAACAACAACAACAGCAACCACAACAACAGCAGCAACCGAAGAACAAACAUGGUGAAAUUAAUUGCGAGUAUUUGCCUACUGGUCGUUCUGGCUGUGGUCAACCAGGCCCAGGCUGAUAACCUACAAUCGCCCACAGCUAAACAGUCCAGUGUUGUGCAGGACUUGAAAAAUCGAAAGUCGCAAACGCAAGAUCUCAAGCAAGAUUUUCUUAACUGCAACAUCAAGUCGAAUGCUGUUUUCAGGGGAUGGCCCGACAUGAAGGAGCCAUGUAUUAAGAGCAUGCGCGACCAGAUUCAGAAGGAGAUUGAAGCCUCCACCCAGUAUCUGGCCAUGGCUGCCUACUUUUCAACCGACACCGUCAAUCGUCCUGGCUUCGCCGAGCACUUCUUCAAGGCAGCCAGGGAGGAGCGCGAGCAUGGCUCCAAGCUGGUAGAGUACCUGUCGAUGCGUGGCCAGUUGACCGACACCGUUAACAACCUGAUCAAAGUACCGUCUGUUAAGGUGACCAACUGGACUGGUCUGUCGGCUCUGGAGGAUGCUUUCAAGCUAGAAACCGAGGUGACCAAGUCUAUUCGCGAGCUGAUCAAGACCUGUGAGGGUACUUCCAAGAAGGCUGAUGAUAACGAUUAUCAUUUGGUCGACUAUCUGACUGGCGUCUAUCUGGAGGAGCAGCUGACUGGCCAGCGCGAUCUGGCUGGCAAGAUCACCACACUGGAGAAGAUGAUGUCCUCCCAUGGCCAAUUGGGCGAGUUCCUGUUCGACAAGAACUUGUAAGGUGUCACGCUCUGGGAAACACCAAUAUCAACUCAUUGUCUAGCAUGCUAUUCAUAGUUUUUACUGUGCUCUUAAAAAACUCUUAUUUAAAAUUAACUGUAACUAGCCGCUGCAAAAAAAAACUCACAAUCCCCACAAGUAUUUUGUUAUCUUCACAAGUUUUUGCCAAAUUUAGUUUAUAAUUAAAUCACACUCAAACAUUAAAAGCUCUUCUUUUUUGUUUCAUACAAAUAUUGGCCAAAUAAAUACAACGUUCUGUUUGAUGUCAAUUUCAUUCCAAGGCACAGUCAAAUCCACAAGUUCUUUUCUUAUCAAUCCCAGCCCGCUGGCCACUCCAGCUAAAGGGCUUUAGAUAAAGCAGCGUCAUAAAUUAAUCAGUGCGUCUAAAAAACAACAGACAGACUAAAUUGUGAUUUAUUUACAAUAUGCUAUGUAUAACUAUUUCGUUAUCGCGCACGAGUACACGUGCUCUAAAGUUCAUGUUUUAGUUCUUUCGCGAUUUGUUAACAAUUCAUUUGAAAUUGAAAAAUCCAUCUACAUAAGGCAUACAUUUAGAUAUAAACAAGUACAAUAUAUACAUAUAAAUAUUUUUCUGUCAAUUAGUCAAUAGAGCUAUUAACUUAAUAAACAUUACGAUCAAACUAAA